Messenger RNA from Penicillium chermesinum, 1392 nucleotides. Its product is annotated as histidine phosphatase family protein. Gene Ontology annotation, molecular function: phosphatase activity. Gene Ontology annotation, biological process: dephosphorylation. The record is from RefSeq and is a predicted model, not a curated record. The transcript has 3 exons. The coding region runs from base 1 to 1392 and encodes 463 amino acids. Lineage: Eukaryota; Fungi; Ascomycota; Eurotiomycetes; Eurotiales; Aspergillaceae.
AUGCGCGCAACCUUUUCUGGGCUGAUUCUGGGGGCUGGUCUCUGGAUGGAGAGCCCCUGGGAUACUUUCUACCCGCCCGAUCUUAACAAAACCACGUACAUCUCAAACUCCUCUAUCGGUACAUACGGCGGAAUUUACAAAGCACCCACAAAUGGCCCAACCCAGGGAAAGCCGUACGGGACCUACGAUUACUGCUCCAUGCCGCAUCCACGCGCUCAAGAAUACAAGCUGCCUGAGCCGGUCGCUGGAGGUUCUGUCAAGGGAAAGCUGGUAUACCUAGAAUAUCUGCAGCGCCACCAGCGGCGCUCGCCUUACAACAUUCUCCCGGGUGGAGAGAACCAACCGUAUAACUGCGACAACGUGCGGCCUUAUCUGUAUGCUGGACCCGCGCAUGACAAUGGCAUACAGCCAAUUCCUAUGUAUGCCCAGACAUACCAAGACCCAACCGACCCUUUUACCCCGGGCGUAAAUGGCUCUUGCCAAUAUCCUCAGAUUACUAUCGGUGGGAUCCAAGAUGGGUUUCAACACGGCAAAGAUCUGUGGAGCGUAUAUGGUGACAAGCUCGGUCUGAUUGCCAAUGAGCCUAACGACCGUGCCUGGUUCCGCUCCAGCGACUCGGCCUUGACCCAAGCCUCCGCCGGUGCAGUCCUUCGCGGCAUUUGGCCUGAGUACGGAGGUGCUCUACCUCUUCAUCAGAUGGUCACAUCUGUAGACACUGUGAACGAGGGCUACUCUUGUAGCGCCGUGUCAUCGACUCUGACCAAGCUGAAAGCCACCGACGAGUGGGAGGAGCAUCUCAAGGUCACCUCAGAGCUGCGCGCGCGGCUUGGAUCCAUGUUGGGUGCCACGUCAAGUGACUGGCAAAGCACCUUCGAUCAUUUCUCUGACAACUUCCAGGCGCGCCUUUGUAAUGGCUAUAAGCUUCCUUGUAGUGUGACUAACUCGUCUGCGUGCGUGACCGAGCAGAUGUCAGAAGAGGUCUUCCGUGCUGGUGAUUGGGAAUGGAACUACUACUGGCGCACAAAUCCUUAUGUUGCGAAGUAUAUUCAAGUUGUCGAGGGGCUGUUCAUUGGGGAGAUCGUCGCUCGCUUGAAGGCGGUGCGCGACGGCACCUCCGCGCUCGACUAUGUCCAUAAUUUUAUUCACGAUGGAGACAUCGGGCCUGUUCUUGGAUCUCUUGGCAUUGAUGCUCUGCGAUGGCCAGGGAUGGCGUCUAACAUCGCUUUUGAAAUCUGGAAAACCAAUGCCACUGGAUCUCUUUUUUCCCGAGUCCUUUACAGCGGUCAUCCCGUCAAGACUGUUCACGGUGAGCUUGACUGGGUCAGUAUCGAUGACUUGAUCGACAUCAUGACGCCAUAUGUGCCUACCGACAUCAAAGCCCUUUGCGGCUAG